UCAUUUUAAACUUUCAUUUUAGAAGGUAUGUUAAAGACUUUGAGAGCAAAACAAAAAGGUCUUGCUGUCAGUAAACCCUUCAUUUUUCGGUGGAUGUGAUAUUUAAGAGACAAGCAUGAGUUCAAACAAUGUUCCUUCUAAAAUGGAGGUGAUGGGAUGGAAUCCCCGAAGUCUAGCUGACUACAUGAGGAGGCUUAAGUUAUCAGGCAGUGACAGAGUAGUGAUGAAGGGCAGCAUAACUGGAGCACAGUUCAUGCAAAUGACGGAGUGUGACCUUCAAGUGUUCCCCAGCCUUUUUAUCCCAAUAAUUACAAAGAUCCAAAAUGAAAUCAACAUGGGGGAGCAGAAGAGGGCCUUUGGUAAUAAAUCAAAGGUACAAAAGCAUCCAAAGCAAGUAUUUGUACAAGAGGAGGAAGAUUGGAACUCAGAUGAGUUUGACAGUGACAGUGAUCAUGACUAUGAGGGGCCACACCAGGAGGAAGGGGAAGGCAGCUACAUCUGUCCUCUGACCGAGGGACAAGACAGUGACGAGACCAAUGACGAGAACUACAGGCAGCCUUUCACUGCAGAGAUAGUGAAGCCACCUCGACACCUAAAGGUGGCUCAACCUCCGGACGUUCACCACAGAGAUCCUGUCCAUGCUCCGGCCCCUGUUGAAAGGACCUCAAAACCUCCAAAUCUACCAAGACUGAACCAUAUUGGUCCGAGACCUUUCAAAGCACCAGCCAAUGAACCCAAUCUGCAUAUUGACAGGAGCAAGAAGCCUGGACAACCUGCUCCAUCUCAGAAAGACAUUAGAAAACCAAAGGGCGGCACUAUCAAGGCUCUAGGCUCAUUCACCACCAAGCCUGCUAAACCGAGAACCCCCAAACCUCCAGAUGUGUGCAGCAGACCAGCUCCUCCAGUGCCAACAGCACCUGCUAUACCGGGACCAAGAAAGGGUUUGGAUCCCAGCUGGUACGGAGGAAGGUUGACCAGAUAUGAAGCUGACAUGGCCCUCAAAGAGAUGAACGAGGAUGGGACAUUCUUGGUGAGGGACAGCUCAAACGGCUCAGAAGAACACCCCUACACCCUGAUGCUACUGAAACAAGGCAGGGUUUACAACAUUAAGAUCCGUAACCAAGGCAACUCCUACUCCCUCGGCAAUGGCCUCAACAACAAGAGUUUCCCUGGAGUGAAGGAGAUGAUUAACCAUCACACACACACCCCGUUGCUGCUCAUCGAUGCCACAGACCCGAGCUCUGAAGCGCAGAGCCAGUGUUGCCUGCUGCACCCUGCGGGACUCUGACCAGCACCGGCACCAAGCUUAAUGUGGGUGUUUGCGUCUUUCGUGGGCACGGAUACACGAGGCUUGUUCGGAGGCCUGCAAUUCCUGUUUUUAGUAACUUGUACUUUUAGUGAACAGAAUUAGAGAAUAAGGAUGAUUUUUACUUGGCUGGAGGUUUGUAUAUUUGAUUAAACUAUGUUUU
This is a messenger RNA of Morone saxatilis (striped sea-bass), 1469 nucleotides long. RefSeq names its product lymphocyte cytosolic protein 2b (gene lcp2b). The record is from RefSeq and is a predicted model, not a curated record. The transcript is spliced from 14 exons. NCBI's taxonomy places the organism in Eukaryota, Metazoa, Chordata, Actinopteri, Moronidae. Bases 116 to 1288 code for a protein of 390 amino acids. Gene Ontology annotation, biological process: intracellular signal transduction; cell surface receptor protein tyrosine kinase signaling pathway.